Messenger RNA from Diabrotica virgifera virgifera (western corn rootworm), 8268 nucleotides. RefSeq names its product putative fatty acyl-CoA reductase CG5065. Gene Ontology annotation, cellular component: peroxisome. Bases 144 to 1664 code for a protein of 506 amino acids. NCBI's taxonomy places the organism in Eukaryota, Metazoa, Arthropoda, Insecta, Coleoptera, Chrysomelidae. The transcript has 8 exons. The record is from RefSeq and is a predicted model, not a curated record. Gene Ontology annotation, molecular function: alcohol-forming very long-chain fatty acyl-CoA reductase (NADP+) activity. Gene Ontology annotation, biological process: long-chain fatty-acyl-CoA metabolic process.
AUAAUAAAAAGUCACUGAGGUUAAUGGUUUGCUUUAAUGUCUUGGAAUAUAUUAUCCACAUCCAUUGUAAAUAUUGCUGCACUUUUUCAAUAAAUAUCAACAAAGGCUAGUGCAGUAUCGAGGUGUUCUUUCACGUUUUCAUCAUGUUAAUUGCAGAGUAUUUCACGGGCAAACAUAUUUUUAUCACAGGGGGUACAGGAUUUAUGGGGAAAGUGUUGAUUGAAAAACUUUUAAGGUCAUGUCCGACUGUGGGCAAUAUCUAUAUUUUAAUUAGAGAGAAGAAAGGACGAUCUAUACAGGAACGUAUAGAGUCGAUGCAAAAUUUGCCAAUUUUCCAAUUGCUUAAAAAGACAAAUCCAGAUGCGUUUAAAAAGAUGAUACCGAUAAGGGGAGAUGUUACAGAUGUAGAUUUAGGUUUAAGCGCAGAUGAUCGAAAAAUGUUAAUAGAAAACGUCAACAUAAUCUACCACAGUGCUGCUUCGGUACGUUUCGACGACUUUCUCAAGGACGCAAUUCUUAUAAAUAUACGUGGCACCAGAGAAGUUGCUCAGUUAGCUCUAGAGACCAAAAAUCUCGACUUCUUCUUGCACGUUUCUACAACAUUCUGCAAUACCGAUAAAGUUGUAGUAGAGGAAAAGCUUUAUCCACCACAUGGCGACUGGAGAGCGACUAUUAGAUUGGCAGAAGAAUGCGAUGAGGCUCUGUUGUGUGCUUUAAGUGAAAAAUAUAUUCGCCCUCUACCAAAUACUUAUACAUUUGCUAAAUCGUUAGCGGAACAUGUGGUAAACGAUAUGUGUUUUGGAAAGGUACCAGUAGUCAUAGCUCGCCCAUCUGUGGUGGUUUCAACACUUACAGAACCAAUUGAAGGUUGGAAUGCCAAUUUUAAUGGUCCUGUUGGGUUGUUGGUUGCAGGCGGAAAAGGAAUACUACGAACAACAUUUGGAAACCCUGUGGAGACUUCUGAUUAUAUACCAGUAGAUCUAGCAAUUAAAGUGAUAAUAAUGGCAACCGUCAGAUAUGGAGGAAUAGUAAGAGAAAGUGAAAGUAUUGAAGUGUUAAACUUAGCACAAGGAAACAUCGCCAGGCUGACUCUGGGGGAGUUAGUCCAAAUGGGCAGGAAACUUAUCUUGGACACACCUUUUUCUACAAUUAUGUGGUAUCCUAGAUUCAGUAUAACAAAUUGUUGGUACAAUUUUUAUAUACAAACCGUACUUUUUCACAUGGUUCCAGCCUUCUUCGUGGAUCUUAUGUUAAGACUGGUUGGGAAGAAACCUAUGAUGUUCUCGCUUCAAAGGAAAAUAUAUAUAGCAAAUAUGAUCUUGCAGCCAUUUUUGUCCUUCACUUGGAUUUUUCUUAACGACAAAGCUACAGCCUUGAGACAUUCGGUAACAGAAGAAGGCUUUACGGCAGAUCUGGACGCCAUGGACAAGGAGAGAGUCUAUGACUACUUUAGAAAGUCAAAAUGGGGAGCGGCUCUGUAUAUUCUUAAAGAAGAUUUUGAUUUUACUCGUAGAAAGUCAAGAAAAAAUUUGAGAAGGUUAUGGUAUUUAGACAUUGCAGCGAAGCUAAUCCUCUUCUGCUUUCUUGUAUGGAUCCUAACGUUCAAGUUGCAGAUUAUUUCUCGUGUAUUUAUUGCAGUUCAAAACUACUAUACCAAUUUAUAGAGAAGAAGAUAACACGAGACGUUUCCGUUAUCGACGGGAGCUAAAAGAAGCUUACGAGUACUUAUCUAUUAUAAAUAGCUUUUCGCUUUAUAGUGGAGUAAAUGUAGUAUUUACGUUGCCCUUAUAGUCGAGGCAUUUAAGGAUUGAAGUUUCGAUUUUUUUGCAGUAAGACGGAUUUUAAUGCGGAUUGGUGCGUUUGAUUCGUGAGAAUGUCAGGACCCCGCACAAACCUUAUGGAAAAUAGGUCCCAGUGGAUUUCGUUCAUACUUUGGGAAAAUACUCUUUGAAGCAUCCUGAUAAAAAGUUCUCAUGGGCACAACUCAAUCGUAUGAAGGAUUUUCAAGAUAUAGGGGCCCAAACUCGGAAAAUUAUAAGAUUUACGGAUAUUCCAGUUCCGUGAGUUACUGGUUAUUUGGCAACAUGUAGAAGUUUGGAUCAAGGAAAAGUACUAGUAGUCUAGGAUUUUUUCCUGGCUAUCCAAUGGCGACCUUUACUUUGACCUUGACCUUCAACGGACGUCAUCUUCUAGAGUUUCGAGGGUUUUCGGCAUUCAAUUGAUAUAAACAGAUUACUCAUUGGUUUUUGGGAUCGCUAAACACGAAUAUUAGGGUGGGUCGAAAAACAAUAAUGUUUCAUUUUUUAAUCGCUAUACCGCGGAAAACUUGCCUUUGGAGUAUAUAAGUAAAAUGCAAAGUCAAAUAAAGUUAUAUAUUGAACCCCCAGCUAGCGCAUCACACUUAAAAUUUAGUUUUUUUCAGAAAUCAAGACAUUUUUCAAUUAUUUUUAAAAUCUUUACCCAAUAAUAUUUGAACGUGCUAUAGUGAAAACUGUUUAGUUAAUAGUUUAAAAAAUAAGAAAUAAAUUUGAAACAGACAAUAUCUUUUAAUUUGCGGUAGCGCAAAAUACUCAAAAAUUGUUAAAAUUCACAUAUUAGCACCUUAAAAGAAGGUGUGGUCUAGUGUGUUGUGUUGGGUGUAAUUAGCACAAUCCAUUUUUUGUUCUUUUACUUUACACUCCAUUUAAUUGGAAUAUAAUUAUUAUAGUGUGUUUAAGGUUAUAAAUGAUAUAAAUAAAACAACUUAUAAUUUUAAUAACAUGUUUAAUUGAAAAAAAAAAUAAACCAAAUUAUAGAAAAACAAUGUCAACAAAUUAAAUGAAAUUUUGACUUUAGAAAGAGUCUUUUACUCACUAUUUCUGAGUGGGUACGUUGAAGCUGCGCUUGCUGUCAAACUUUGGCAUCGAAGCUCUGGAUGCUACGGCAGAUCUUAUGAAACCAUCUCAUUACUUAGCACCGACGACUUUUUUAGAUGCUUCAGUGACUUACUUGACGCAGCGUUCCACGGCUUGACUAUGACCUUUAAAAUUUUCCAAAGUUCCAAUCCUCGGGUGUUUCACCAGCAGCGAUUUUAACCCAAACUUCAUCAUCAGAGACUCUCCGUAACAGUGAUGGUGGUGUAAUUUCAGUGGUGUUCCAAUCAAAUAAUUCAGUAGAGUCAGUCGCAUGAAAGGUGAUUUUUGGAGGUCGAAAAACCCUAAUUGUUGCUGUUUCCGUAGCUAACAUAUUUGCUUUGAUUAUUCUUCGGAAUCCUAAUUCUCUUAUGUGUUUCCCUUCAUCCACUAUCAUCCUCAGUAGCAAAUUUUCUGGGUGAGAAAAAUGCAUUUCUUUCGAUUACAAGAUCAACUACUUUAAUCAAAUUCUCUGGUAGAAAUCUGGUUGAUUUGAUAGCCUCAAAAACGUAUUCAGGUCCAUCUGUUAUGUAUUUGCUGUACUUUAUUUUGAACCAUACAGGCAUGCAUGAUUUAAAAAUGAAGGAUACUAACAAUUUAUGUUCAACUGAAGACGUUUCCACACUUACAUACAUUUUCAAAACUCUGUUCAUCAUCCAGCCUCAAAAGUCCACUGCUGAACAUAGGCCUCCUCCCCUCGUUUCCAACCCCAUCUAUCCUGCGCCGCUCUCUUCCAGUUUUUAUUUACCUUUCUUAAGUCGUCAGUCCAUCUUGUAGGCGGUCGACCGACGCUUCUCUUGGCCUCCAUUCCAAUAACCUCUUCGUCCAUCGCCCAUCUGUCAUUCUGGCUAUGUGACCUGCCCAGCUCCACUUCAACCUGGCUAUCCUCUCGAUGACGUUAGUCACUGGCGACUGACGUCAAGGUGACUGACGUCAAAACUCUGUUAGCUGUAGUCAACCAUCGAGAGUGGGAAAAUGGACCCGGCUCUCGAACAGAUAAGUCCACAGGGCAGUUGCCUGACUUUAUCGCACAACUUAUGUCUAGAAGAUACUAUUCAUCUUUACUCAAAAGAUUGCGAUUAACUAGUCCACCUAGUGGUUAGGAACGAGAUGGUUUCAUAAGAUCUGUCGUAGCAUCCAGAGCUUCGAUGCCAAAGUUUGACAGCAAGCGCAACUUCAACGUACCCACUCAGAAAUAAUGAGUAAAAGACUCUUCCUAAAGUCAAAAUUUCAUUUAAUUUGUUGGCAUUGUUUGGCUACAAUUUGGUUUCUUUUUUGUUUCAAUUAAACAUGUUAUCAAAAUUAUAAGUUGUUUUAUUUAUAUCCUUUAUAACUAUAAACACACUAUAAUAAUUCUAUUCCAAUUAAAUGGGGUGUAAAGUAAAAGAACAAAAAAUGGAUUGUGCUAUUUACACCCAACACAACAUACUAGACCACACCUUCUUUUAAGGUGCUAAUAUGUGAAUUUUAAUAAUUUUUUAGUAUUUUGCGCUACCGCAAAUUAAAAGAUAUUGUCUGUUUCAAAUUUAUUUCCUAUUUUUUAAGCUAUUAACUAAACAGUUUUCACUGUAGCACGUUCAAAUAUUAUUGGCUAAAGAUUGUAAAAAUAAUUAAAAACUGUCUUGAUUUCUGAAAAAAAAAAACUAAACUUUAAGUAUGAUGCGCUAGCUGGGGUUCAAUAUAUAACUUUAUUUUACUUUGCAUUUUACUUAUAUACCCCAAAGUCAAGUUUUUCGCGGUAUAGCGAUUAAGAAAUGAAACAUUAUUGUUUUUCGACCCACCCUAACGAAUAUGCCAUCAGAAUUGCCCUCUGGAUGACGUGGUGGCCAGGGCCUCUGCAAGGGUCGUCAUCUUCUAAAGUUUCGACGGUUUUAGGCAUUUAAUUGAUGCAAAUGAAUUACUGGAGGGUUUUUUGAGGUCGCUAUACACGAAUAUUCCACCAGAACCGACUCCCGGAGCACCUAAUUUCCAAGAUCAAUGAAAGUGACUCCUGGAGCUCAGAGGGUCUUUGGUACUACAUUAAUGCAAACGGAUUAGUUAUAGAUUUUUGGGGUUGCUGAACACGAAUACGUGAUCAGCACAGACACAGGAGCACCUGGUGCCUAAGACAGGUUAUCAUCUGGACUUUCGUAGGAAUCAUAUGGAUUACUCUUAGGUUUUUGGGGUUGCCGAACAUACAUACAUGCAUACUACCGAACAUGCACUAUGGCACGUCAUCUUCUGGAGUUUCGAGGGUUUUCAGCAUUAAAUUGAUGAAAACGGAUUACUCAUGGCUUUUUGGGGUCGCUUACGCCCAUACGCCAUCAGAUUCGACCCAAGUGUUUUUAACAAAUGCUUUAAUAAGUGUCAUAUUUGGACAAAGACCUCCCCAUGAGUUUUCUAUUCUUCUCUGUUUUGUGCUAUUUGGUGCCAGUUUCUCCCCAUUUUUGCUUUGAUGUCAUCUAACCAUCGUUUUUGUAAUAGCCUUCCUCUACUACGACUAUACUUGCGUGGUCUCCAAUGUACAAUGUUUCUCGUCCACCUGUCGUUGUUUUGCCGUGCCACGUGUCCUACCCAGUUCCAUUCCAUUUGAGCAAUUCGUCCAAAUACAUCUUCCACCUUCAUCCUGCUUCGCACGUCCUCGUUUUGUUUAUGCUCUUUCAGAGAUACUCCCAAUAUAGAUCGUUCGAUGGCCUUCGAACGUUGAUUUACCCAAUAUCAAACCUUAAUUUUCUUUUAAUUUUAGAUAACGUAUUGUUGUUUCCUAUCUGUGACUUAUUUGAAUUGGAUUUUUAGAUUUGAAUCAAUCAGAUGCUAGCUAGAAACCCCAGAAGAUGACGUGCCUUAGGUACCAGGUACCCGGUGUCUGUUCUGAUGGCGUAUUUGUGUUUAGAAACACCAACAACUAAUGAGUAAUACCUAUCUGCAUCAAUUUAAUGCCGAAACCUGUCGAAACUCCAGAAGAAGACCUGCCUUAGGCACCAGGUGCUCCUUUCAUUGACCUUGAAAACCAGGUGCUCCGGGAGUCGGUUCUGGUGACAUAUUCGUGUUUAGCGACCUCAAAAACCCCUCCAGUAAUUCAUUUGCAUCAAUUAAAUGCCGAAAACCAUCGAAACUCUAGAAGAUGACGUCCCUUGCAGUGGCCCUGGCCACUAUGUCAUCCAGAGGUCAAUUCUGAUGGCAUAUUCGUGUUUUGCGAUCCCAAAAACCCAUGAGUAAUCUGUUUAUAUCAAUUUAAUGCCUAAAACCCUCGAAACUCUAGAAGAUGGCGUCCGUUGAAGGUCAAGGUCAAAGUAAAGGUCGCCAACGGGAUAGCCAGGAAAAAAUCCUAGACUACUAGUACUUUUCCUUGAUCCAAACUUCUAUAUGUUGCCAAAUAACCAGUAACUCACGGAACUGGAAUACCCUGUAAAUCCUAUGAUUUUCCGAGUUUGGGCCUCUAUAUCUUGAAAAUCCGUCAUACGAUUGAGUUGUGCCCAUGAGAACUUUUUAUCAGGAUGCUUCAAAGACUAUUUUCUGGUCCCAAAGUAUGAACGAAAUCCACUGGGACCUAUUUUCCAUAAGGUUUGUGCGGGGUCCUUUUGUGAACUAAUGUAAUGAAUAAGAAAUAUCAAAUUGCAUUUGUGCAUAAGAAAAAUGCAUUUCAAAAGUGCAUCUUGAAAUAGGCAAUUAUUAUAAAUUUGCAACUCGGUAAAUUUUCUUACUCGGGGGUUUUUGGGGUCGCUGAAAACGAAUAUGAGGUCGGCGAGCGUGUGCAAACUACCUGGUGCCUGCAGCGGGUGUAAUAAACGUCUUUCUCUGGAGUAUUAUGGUAAUUUGUUAAAUAGUUGGCCCAAACUUGUAACUCGGGGGGUUUUUGGGGUCGCUAAAAAUGAAUAUGAGGUCGGCAAGAGUGUGCAAAGUACCUGGUGCCUGCAGCGGGUGUAAUAAACGUCUUCCUCUGAAGUAUUAUGGUAAUUUAUCAUAUAAUUAGUUUAAAUUCGUUACUCGGGGGGGGGGGGUUUGUGGUAAUCUAAUGUAACUAUAGAACUAUAGUGAUCGAAAAGGGUGGUAUUUUUAUUAUAAAUAAACAUAAAUUUUUAGUAUUAUAAUAUAUUUAUGGUUAAAAAAGUUCAUUAUACAAAAUUUAUUAUAAUUUAUCUUUAAAAUUCAUUUUCUUCAUCAUUAUCAUCUUUUUCUUCAUUAUUGCCUUCCUCUUUUGAGUCCAAUGCAAUAUUUGUGCAAUCAGAGCCUGCACAAUUUUUGCAGGCUAAAUUACAAACUAACCCAUGCUUCCUGCUCCCGCAUGAGUUGCCGCAGUCUGACUUACAACUACAGAAUAUUAAAUUUAAAAUGUUUGGAGGACCAGGUGGCUGAGUCAUUCUAACUGGAAUUAAUACAUUAUUUUGUAAUUCCCAUCCCCAAUCGGCUGGGUUCAUGUUACUGUUCUCUCCAUGCAGCCAAAUUUGUGUUAGUAAAUAUACCAUUUUUAAAUGUUGGGUAAAUGCAUCAACAGAUAAAAGAAUUUUUCCAAUGACAAUCUUUUUAUUUUUGGCAAUAGUCAUUAAGUACGUUCUGUAUCGGUAAGUUUCAGCUAAUUGGAUAUUACUCAGUUUAAACGGCUCAGGAAUAUUCGAUUUCCUGAAAGUUAUCGGGGCAUUGUACAUAGCCAUAAGAAAUUGGCAGCCGUGGUCAAUAAUUUCAUUAAGGGGUACAACAUACAGUAAACCAAAUGUGCUUGAGAGUCUGGCAAAACCUCCCAAAACCCCGAGUAAUGAGUUUAAGCCAUUUAUAUGAUAAAUUAUCACAAUACUCCAGAAAGAGACGUUUAUUACACCCGCUGCAGGCACCAGGUAGUUUGCACACUCUCGCCGACCUCAUAUUCAUUUUCAGCGACCCCAAAAACCCCCGAGUAAUGAGUUUAAGCCAAUUAUAUGAUAAAUUACCACAAUACUCCAGAGGAAGACGUUUAUUACACCCGCUGCAGGCACCAAGUAGUUUGCACACUCUCGCCGACCUCAUAUUCGUUUUCAGCGACCCCAAAAACCCCCCGAGUAAGAAAAUUUACCGAGUUGCAAAUUUAUAAUAAUUGCCCAUUUCAAAAUGCACUUUUGAAAUGAAUUUUUCUUAUGCACAAAUGCAAUUUCAGAUUUCUUAUUCAUUAUAUUAGUUCACAAAUUUUCCUGACAUUCUCACGAAUCCAACGCACCAAACUGCAUUAAAAUCCGUCUUACUGCGCCAAAAAUCGACAGUAAGGCCUUUUUUUGUGCUUCAAUGCCUCGACUAUUAAUAAUUGUAAAAAAUCAAGGGCAACUCCUUAUAUAUUUGUUAAAAAUUUUGUUUAAAAAUUUUGUUUGUUAAAAAUUUAGUUUGUUUUCCAAAAAAACAUAUUUUUUAUAAAUAAAAAGAUGUAAUAUAA